AUGUACAAGAUCGAUGGAGUAGAAGUUGAUGAACACGAGGAUUGGAUGGACGCGCCAAUGAUAUUCGACGCAGAUGAUCUCGAAGAAUAUAUGGAGGAUCACAACGAUCCCUUGGUUCUCACAUUACCAGUGGCAGGAUGCAAUAUCAUGAAGAUUUUGAUUGACGGGGGAAGCUCAGUCAACGUUUUAUUUUAUGAUACGUUCAAGCGAAUGGAGUUAAAUGAUGAACAAUUGAUGUCUUCUUACUUCACCAUCUACGGAUUCAAUGGUGCCCCAACAAAGCCCUUAGGGGACAUUGAGUUAGGAGUAAAGACCGGACCGAUGAAGGUCAACACACAAUUCAGCGUCGUAGACGCCCCAUCUCCCUAUAACGAUAUCAUCGGCCAAAAAUGGGUGCACAAACUCAAAGGAGUAGCGGCAACGUAUCACCAAUACCUUAGAUUUCCAACACUUGAAGGGGUAAUGGAGAUUAAGGGCGACAAGGUCACCGCACGAUAA
Messenger RNA from Papaver somniferum (opium poppy), 498 nucleotides. RefSeq lists its product as uncharacterized. NCBI's taxonomy places the organism in Eukaryota, Viridiplantae, Streptophyta, Magnoliopsida, Ranunculales, Papaveraceae. The coding region runs from base 1 to 498 and encodes 165 amino acids. The record is from RefSeq and is a predicted model, not a curated record. The transcript has a single exon.